Molecule: messenger RNA, 2227 nt
Organism: Culicoides brevitarsis
Lineage: Eukaryota; Metazoa; Arthropoda; Insecta; Diptera; Ceratopogonidae
Gene: CalpC
Product: calpain-C
Exons: 8
Coding region: 127-2160 (677 amino acids)
Biological process (GO): proteolysis
Cellular component (GO): cytoplasm
Molecular function (GO): calcium-dependent cysteine-type endopeptidase activity
Source: RefSeq, a predicted model, not a curated record
CGGAACGAAAACGGAAGAUUGUCGUCGUCCCCUGCUGGAACUUAAUACCUUAAUUACACUUUUUUCAACUGGAACAUGUCCAGCGCCUAAUUUCGUUGCAUCAUCGACACUAAUGCCAACGCCAAGAUGACAUCGAGCUACGAGAGAAUAAAGUCAGAGUGCAAACGGAAGAACACUCUGUGGGAAGAUCCGGAUUUUCCGGCGAUUCAAACUUCAGUUUUUUACCAUCAAACGCCGCCUUUUACGUUCCAGUGGAAGCGCCCGCACGAAAUUACCGCAAGUCCCGUCUUUGUGAACGAUGCGAAUGCUCAAUUUGACAUCAGUCCCGGCAAAAUGGGAGACAGGUGGCUCGUUUCGUGUCUCGGAGUGCUUUACCUGUCGAAGGGAUUGUUUUAUCGAGUAGUGCCGGCAGAUCAGUGCUUCGAGAAUCCGUAUUAUGGCGUUUUUCGUUUUCGUCUUUGGUGGUGCGGAGAAUGGGUAGAGGUGUUAGUUGAUGAUCGACUGCCGACAAUCAAUGGGAAAUUGGCUUUUUUGCAGUCUACCAACACAAAUUCGUUCUGGCCGGGGCUAUUGGAGAAGGCGUAUGCGAAGUUACACGGAUCAUACGAAGCCCUAAAGUACGGCACCUUAUUAGAUGGCUUGGCAGACUUGACGGGCGGCAUCACAGAAAGCAUCGCCAUCAAACAAGACACGACAAUUAUUCGACCUCCUUUGCUACAUUCACUGCUAGAUACAACGAGCAUCAUCACCUGCACCGUCAAUAACGGCUUAAAUACUCAACUGCGACAUCAAAUGGAGAAAUUAGCGAACGGCAUAAAUGUCGGCACAAAUUACCGACUUUGCUCGUUAGAUAAGGCUGAGACACUCAUGGGUGAUACAGUGCAACUAGUCCGUUUGCGGGAUCCUUUUGCCGUGGUGAAUUUUGGCACAGCAACGAGUGGCUUUACCGGCGAUUGGUCCAAUUUCAGUAAUUCGUGGGAUCGGGUGUCAAUUCAGGAACGCGAUCGACUACUUGGGCAAUUGGAUGUCGGGGAAUUUUGGAUCUCAUUCAUGGAAUUGACGCAAACUUUUACGCAUCUCGAGUGCGUGCACUUGGACUCGGAUACGGCAAGAGACGAGCCUUCGUUGUCAGACAAGAAUCGGAAGUGGUUAAUGCGAUUGUAUCAAGGAGCAUGGAAACGUGGAGUAACGGGCGGCGGAUGUCGUAAUAAUCCGGAUUCGUUUCAUAUUAAUCCGCAGCUGCAACUGUUUCUCACGGAAAAGGAAGAUGUCAUCAUUUCACUCAAUCAACAUAGUGUGAUGGAACCAAAAGUCAUUGGAUUUACGCUCUAUAAUCUAAAUAAUGUUCAAAACAAAGUCACCGAAUGCCUACCAAAAAGUUUCUUCAAAAAGCACAAAAGUCUCGUCAACUCACAGUACACCAACUCCCGUCAAAUCAGCCAUAGAUGCACUCUGGAAGCCGGUCGAUACUUGAUUAUGGCAACAACAUUCGAACCAGCCGAGGAAUCGGCAUUUAGCGUAAGAGUCCUCGGAACGACAAUCCGUUUAGCUUUAUUGGAGACCCAAACGAUGCUCUUGCUCGAUCCGUUUCCAUCACUCAAUGUCUCACAAAAACUCCAACCAGACUCCCCAAAUAACAAUCAAACGGGAACAGCGCAGUAUGAACCAGUUUUCAUGCAAUUAGCUGAUGAUCACAAGACAAUAAAUUGCUUUGACUUACAAGAACUACUGGAAGCAUGUCUCCCAAACGACUAUAUCCGAUCAUGUGCCAGCCUUGAUGUUUGUCGUCAAGUCGUUUGUCUGAUGGAUAAAACCAAUCGGGCUCGAAUAAAUUUCAACGACUUCAAAAUGUUCAUGGUUAAUUUGAAGACCUGGCAGAGCGUUUUUAAGAUGCAUACUAAAGAAAAAGCUGGAAUUCUUAAAGCUGAGCGGUUCCGUGACGCUUUAUAUGACGUAGGCUUCCAACUAAGUACUGAUAUUUUGUCCACACUCAUUUUAAGAUACAUGAGACGCGAUGGAACAAUGCGACUAGCUGACUUCGUAUCUGCCAUAUUACAUCUAACAAUGGCCUUUGAGGUCUUCAAACUGAAGGACACAACACAAGAAGGUGCUAUCAAAUUAGGGUUAAACGAGUGGAUAAAAUCCGUGUUAAUGUGCUAAUUACUUAUCCGAAUCUUACUUGUAAAGUAUUUUUAUUGCAUAUUUUUUAAAAAAUUAAAUAAAGAAU